AUGGAGACAUACUACGGACACGUCCGCACUCCAGCGGACGCUAUCAUUCUUUUCGAGGCUUGUCGGAUUGGUCUGCUGCCACGAGUACAACGUCGGCUAUCAGAGAAGGAGCGACAGUCGAUUCGCUCGGGCUCAGUAUUCGUCUGGGAUGAGAGGGAAGCGGGUAUGCGACGAUGGACGGACGGCAAAUCAUGGAGUGCGAGUCGAGUCUCGGGCAGCUUUUUGACGUAUCGUGAGAUGGAAGGCAAGCGAGGUGGAGGUGCAGUGCCUCAGACCUCAGUAUCACGACCUGGGAAGACGCCAGAGAGCAGAGGUAGCGACGAUGAUCGAGGUGACGGAACGGACGAAGGCCCCGAUGGAUACCGGUAUAAGCCCGACGGUCUCAUGAAGCAAUCCUUCAGUAUCACCACAUCUACAGGCCAGCACCUCCACCUGAUCAGCUACUACUCUCGCUCUCACCCAUCCGCUGCCAAUCUCCAACAACCAACGACUGACCCCGCUCUCCGACAUGUUCGACCACAGAAAGGUCUGUACCCUGAGUCGACUGUGAACGAUCAGCAGAACCUGCCAGUGGUGACCCGAGGACCCAUGCCUGGCGCUGCCGCCUACCCCAUCACACCUCAUCCCAUGGGCGGUUUCCCCCGGACGAAUCCCGGCCACAGCCAGGCUUAUACUCAACUCCAUCACCCCUGGCCUCCUACCCCGUUGGCCACUCCACCCACGGUUGCAGUGCCAUACCCGGGUGCCUAUCUUCCCCCUGUGGCUGCAGCGAACGGGCCACCAUACGGGCCUCCCCAGCACCAGCCGCCACCUCACCUUCAACAACCCUCGCAUGGUCUGCCGCCGCCGCCUCAUGGAGGGGCAGGCCCCUUUGAUCGAUCCGGCCAUCACGAGCCUGCGCUGCCACCCGCAGGCCCGCCAUCAGCAGGGGCGCCAGCGUACCCAGGGCGAUCGCCACGAUCUCUGCACCAUCCACCACCGGAGCAGAGAAGCCCUCGCAUCUACGGACAAGCCAUCUCAGAUCCGCGCAUGGCUUCACCGAGAAACCCUCCAGGGUCGAUCAUGCAGCCCAACGGAGUAACACAUAGCCCGCAGCUGCCUAAACAGACCCCACCUACGACAGUACGACAACUUGGACCUAUUGGCACGCCUCCCAAGCCCGAACCAGGCCCUGUGCCUGGCAUCGGGUCCCUCAUGAGCGGCACCUCGCUUGCCCCGAUCACUUCGGCGGGACCUCUUGCAAAUGGGCCUGGAAGCCCGCCUGGUGCCCGGCCUCCUGUUCCCGGCGAUGGACCACGGGACAUCCCCAACGACAAGAUCGGGUUCGGAGGAGAGGAUGUGAGAGCUCUUCGCCAGCUAGACCGGGUGUUCAUCUGA
Messenger RNA from Penicillium daleae, 1377 nucleotides. Its product is annotated as camp independent regulatory protein. Bases 1 to 1377 code for a protein of 458 amino acids. The record is from RefSeq and is a predicted model, not a curated record. Lineage: Eukaryota; Fungi; Ascomycota; Eurotiomycetes; Eurotiales; Aspergillaceae. The transcript has a single exon. Gene Ontology annotation, molecular function: DNA binding.